Gamsiella multidivaricata is the source of this 706-nucleotide messenger RNA. RefSeq lists its product as uncharacterized. The transcript is spliced from 2 exons. The record is from RefSeq and is a predicted model, not a curated record. NCBI's taxonomy places the organism in Eukaryota, Fungi, Mortierellomycota, Mortierellomycetes, Mortierellales, Mortierellaceae. The coding region runs from base 134 to 652 and encodes 172 amino acids.
AAACGCUUUAUGCAGCAGGACCUCCCUUCCGUGCGUUUCUGCCACCAAUCCUGAACAGCAUUCCGCGACGCCCAAACUCAUUAUAUCAUCGCUACUCUCAGACUGAACAGCGCUCACUUACUCAAUCCACGCGAUGCCGGAGCAUACCGACAGGCGACGAUCUUGGUGGGGGAUCAAUGUGACCAGUGAUAAAGCGCACCAUGCGGAGACUAGUACACGAACUUCCCAGCCAGACCUCCUCAAGAACCGCAUCAUUGACAGCCUGAAUGACACAGCACCCAAUGCAACAGCCAAUGGAAUGGAGCCAGAACCAAAAGCAGGCCCAGGGGCAGGUCUCACCCAUGAUGAGCCAUCAGUCUUGCGACGCGUCCCAUCCAAAAUGGAUCUCCUCAAGAGAUCUUCCAUCCCCAAGCGUAUAAAAGUCAAGGGUGGAUCAAAAUUUGCCACCAUUACCACCGCUUGGUCCUCGAAUCGAUCCACACUUCCCGGGAAAGGGACCAUAGGCUCGAUUUCGAGCACCACUGUCGACAUAAAUCACUUUGAUAGCAUGGCCACCGAGGACCAGGAUGAUGCUAUGGUGUUCAACAUUUCUGAGCAACAGGAAAUGAUCGAUGGCGAGCGAGAUCGGGAUGUGGUGCGUCUACUGCUCUAGCCGAUUGGGGAUAGAACAAUUAAAUCGCCCAAGGCGCAUUACAGACUUUUUGGA